Molecule: messenger RNA, 2176 nt
Organism: Phlebotomus papatasi
Lineage: Eukaryota; Metazoa; Arthropoda; Insecta; Diptera; Psychodidae
Gene: Atg4b
Product: cysteine protease atg4da
Exons: 4
Coding region: 179-1864 (561 amino acids)
Molecular function (GO): protein-phosphatidylethanolamide deconjugating activity
Source: RefSeq, a predicted model, not a curated record
UGUUCGUGUGAUUUCGGUAAAUUUUUUCCCCAUCAUUCAAUGACAAUUUUGCAACCAAAAUAAACCUACAUAAAUUGCAUUCCUCGGCCAAGGGUAGAGCGUGAAUUAUGUUUAUCGCGGUCUAAUUGAUCCACCUGAUCGGCCGAUUGCACAAUAGAGGUGAUAUUUGUGCUUUGAAAUGAGCUACGACGUGCUAGUGAGACCACCAAGAUCGAGAUCUGCAGUUCCGGGAGCCUCAUCGGCGUCCCCAGAGUCCUCGGGGGCACGCGAUGGCAGUAAAUCCAGUGCUAGCACUCCACGGAAGACCCAAUCAUCGAGAUUUAUGGCAGCAUUCACUCAAUUCUACGGAGCUGACGGGGAACCAUCCACAAGUCCUCAGGAUGCAGAAACUGGAGCUGAGCUGCGAGGGAAGGUGGAGUCGAAGUUGAUGUCCAUGUGGAAUAAUGUCAAGUACGGCUGGAGUGGGAAGAUGAAGGCAAACUUCUCAAAGGAGCAACCAAUUUGGCUCCUUGGCAGAUGCUAUCACAGAAAGUUUUCUCCCCCGCCUUCCAUGGAAUCCUCAAUGGAGCUCAAUCCCGCCACAAUGGAAGCCAGGUAUGUUGACGGAGAGCACCUGGAGGAUGUGGUAGAAGGUUUAGAUCCCGAGGGAGUACAUGAACUUGGCACAGACGUUGUGGAUGAUCAGAAUGCAGAUAAUUCGUGGGAGGAGGAAGGCAUUGAUGCCUUCAAGAGGGACUUUAUGAGUCGCCUCUGGAUGACCUAUCGCCGGGAAUUUCCAGCCAUGAACGGUGGCCAAUUCACAUCAGACUGCGGCUGGGGCUGUAUGCUGCGAAGUGGACAGAUGAUGCUGGCCCAGGGACUGAUUUGCCACUUCCUAGGGCGCAACUGGCGCUGGGAUCCGGAAACUCAACUCUACACAACGCACGAAGACAAUCUCCACCGGAAAAUUGUCAAGUGGUUCGCAGACAUAAGUUCCAGGAACAGUCCCUUCUCCAUUCACACUCUCGUUCAACUUGGUCAGGAUUCGGGCAAGAAGCCCGGUGACUGGUAUGCUCCCGGAGCCGUGGCGCAUCUCCUGCGGCAAGCAAUGCUCCUGGCCAGCAAAGAAAAUGCAGAUCUCGAUGGGAUUCAUGUGCACGUGGCGCAGGAUUGCACAGUCUACAUUCAGGACAUCCUCGAUGAGUGUCUCAUCCCAGCCAAUGAUGGCAGAUCUCUAGCUCCCUGGCAUCGGAGGCACUCUCCCUCACGAGGAAAACUUAGUGAGAACCCAGAAAAAAGUAUCUGGAAAGCCCUAAUUCUUCUUGUUCCUCUUCGACUUGGUGCUGAGAAGCUCAAUACAAUUUACGGAAAUAGUCUGAAGGCUUUAUUAAGCCUUGAGGCGUCCAUUGGGAUCAUCGGUGGACGUCCCAAGCAUUCCCUCUAUUUUGUUGGGCAUCAGGAAGAAAAAUUGAUUUACUUGGACCCACAUUACUGUCAGGAAAUGGUUGAUGUGAAUCAGGAGAAUUUUCCUGUGCACAGCUUUCACUGCAAAUCCCCACGAAAAAUGAAGAUCUCGAAAAUGGAUCCGAGCUGCUGUGUAGGAUUCUAUUGUCCGACAAAGAGUGACUUUGAUCAUUUUAUUGCAUCUGUUCAGCCGUAUCUGAUGCCACUGAGAUCUCCAACGAGCAGAGAUAGAAUUCAGACGGGGAAUCAGAUGACAGAAGUAAAUUAUCCAAUGUUUGUCUUUUGUCGUGGAAAGAGAUGCGAUCAGGAGGCAGAUCUCUCCCAUCUUGUCUACAGUCACACUAAUUCUAUAAAUUCCUCCUCGUCUGCAGCAGCGACGGACGAUGAUGAUGACGAUGAGGAUGAAUUUGUCAUCAUCUGAAUCAUUCCUCUGUGCAAAUUAUUUAUUUAUUUUUUUGUUUCCCCCCAUUUUGGUAAGUACACACGAAUACACAUUUCCUCUCAUUUAUAAUAUUGUACAUACAUAAAAAUUACCUGAGAAUAUCGCCUGAUUUUUGGCGAAAUCAUUUGUGCAAAAAUCACGUGGAUUUGUGCAUUUUUGGGGACCAUGCGAUGUAAACGUUCCCCCGAAAGUUCCCCUCGAACAAAAUAUAAUUUUGUGAUUUUUUUGUGCUUAUUUUAGGACAUGUUGUACUUAUAUAUUUCUCAAUAUAUGCAUCAUACAAUGCCUCGA